AUGGCUGACGCAAAGUCGAAAGCUGAUGGUCUCAUUCACGACAACGCCGUGAUGAUAUUCUCGAAGACCUGGUGUUCUCACUGUGCACAUAGCAAGAAGAUCCUGACCGCGAAGCAAAAGGAAUACGAGGCCAAGGGUACUCCAUUCAGCCUUGAUGUAUACGAGUUGGAUCAAGCAUCUGAUGGCGAUGAUAUCCAAGACUUCCUCAAGGAGAAGACAAGCAAGAGAACGGUCCCUCGUAUCUUCGUUGCAGAGAAAGAAUUGGGCGGGAGAGAUAAUCUGGAUGAGGUGGUGGCCACCAAGGGACCGAAAGGCUUUGACGAGUAUUGGCUGAAGAACGCUGUACAUUACACUGCCACAGGGACCACCUUACCCGGAUUUUUGUCAGAGUCGGAAGCUUGA
This is a messenger RNA of Endocarpon pusillum Z07020, 402 nucleotides long. RefSeq lists its product as uncharacterized. Gene Ontology annotation, molecular function: glutathione disulfide oxidoreductase activity. NCBI's taxonomy places the organism in Eukaryota, Fungi, Ascomycota, Eurotiomycetes, Verrucariales, Verrucariaceae. The record is from RefSeq and is a predicted model, not a curated record. Gene Ontology annotation, cellular component: nucleus; cytoplasm. Gene Ontology annotation, biological process: cellular response to oxidative stress. The transcript has 2 exons. Bases 1 to 402 code for a protein of 133 amino acids.